Messenger RNA from Cladocopium goreaui, 1968 nucleotides. NCBI's taxonomy places the organism in Eukaryota, Dinophyceae, Suessiales, Symbiodiniaceae. The record is from the annotation of a GenBank genome assembly.
AUGCCAGUUACAGUUUUUUCCCCCUAUGCCAAUCAACUCCCCAUUUCUCUUGUUUUUUCUUUUACGUACAAAAAAUCUCAGUGGCCCAGGGCUGGGCUUCCCUUGAACAGCGUGGUUCGAAUCCUGAAGCUCCAGAAGCGGCCCGAGCUCAACGGUCAGCUGGGCACCGUGGUGGGCUGGGACACCUUUGAAGAUCGAUGUCAGGUUCGUUUGGUCGAUGGGAGCGGUUUGCUUCUGAAGGCCUGCAACAUGGAACUUGUGUCAGGAAACAGAUUUCAGGUGCCGGACAGAGGAGCCUCUAAAACUCCACCCGAUCAGCCACCCACUAGGUCGCCGCCAAAGCCUGACGAGGCGGUCAAGCCGCGUAUCACACCAGAUACCUUGGUGAAAAUCAAGGGCAUCAAGGUUCGGCCCGAGCUCAACGGUCUGCAAGGCGUCGUCACCGCCUGGGAUCCACCUUCAGAAUCCUGGGCUGUUCGAUUGCAUGGGGCUGAAGCCUCUGCACAGAACCUCUUUGGUGUGGUGAAGAACUUUCGGGAGGAACACUUAGAGGUCCCUGCAGGCGAAGCCGAGCCACAGCCCUUUGUGAAGGCUGGGCUUCCGUUGAACAGCGUGGUUCGAAUCCUGAAGCUCCAGAAGCGGCCCGAGCUCAAUGGUCAGCUGGGCACCGUCGUGGGCUGGGACACCGUGGAAGAUCGAUGUCAGGUUCGUUUGGUCGAUGGGAGCGGUUUGCUUCUGAAGGCCUGCAACAUUGAACUUGUGUCGGGAAACGGAUUUCACAUGCCGGACGGAGGAGCCUCUAAAACUUCACCCGAUCGGCCACCCACUGGGUCGCCAAAGCCUGACGAGGCGGUCAAGCCGCCACCCACUGGGUCGCCAAAGCCUGACGAGGCAGUCAAGCCGCGUAUCGCACCAAAUAUCUUGGUGAGAAUCAAGGGCAUCAAGGUUCGGCCCGAGCUCAACGGUCUGCAAGGCGUCGUCACCGCCUGGGAUCCACGUGAAGAAUCCUGGGCUGUUCGAUUGCAUGGGGCUGAAGCUUCUGCACAGAACCUCUUUGGUGUGGUGAAGAACUUUCGGGAGGAAGACUUAGAGGUCCCUGCAGGUGAAGCUGAGCCACAGCCCUUUGUGAAGGCUGGGCUUCCGUUGAACAGCGUGGUUCGAAUCCUGAAGCUCCAGAAGCGGCCCGAGCUCAAUGGUCAGCUGGGCACCGUCGUGGGCUGGGACACCGUGGAAGAUCGAUGUCAGGUUCGUUUGGUCGAUGGGAGCGGUUUGCUUCUGAAGGCCUGCAACAUUGAACUUGUGUCGGGAAAGGGAUUUCACAUGCCGGACGAAGGUGCAACAGAGCCAUCCACUGGGUCGCCAAAGCCUGACGAGGCGGUCAAGCCGUUGAGGCCACCCCCUGGGUUGCCAAAGCCUGACGAGGCGGUCAAGCUGCCACCCCCUGGGUUGCCAAAGCCUGACGAGGCGGUCAAGCUGCCACCCACUGGGUCGCCAAAGCCUGACGAGGCGGUCAAGCUGCCACCCACUGGGUCGCCAAAGCCUGACGAGGCGGUCAAGCCGUUGAGGCCACCCACUGGGUCGCCAAAGCCUGACGAGGCGGUCAAGCCGCCACCCACUGGGUCGCCAAAGCCUGACGAGGCGGUCAAGCCGCCACCCACUGGGUCGCCAAAGCCUGACGAGAACCGCUUUGGGGUGAAGAACUCUCGGGAGGAACACUUCGAGGCCCCUGCAGGUGAAGCCGAGCCACAGCCCUUGUUGAAGGCUGGGCUUCCCUUGAACAGCGUGGUACGACUCCUGGGCCUCCAGAAGCGGCCCGAGCUCAACGGUCAGCUGGGCACCGUGGUGGGCUGGGACACCGUGGAAGAUCGAUGUCAGGUUCGUUUGGGCGAUGGGAGUGGUUUGCUUCUGAAGGCCUGUAACAUGGAACCUGUGCCGAAGGAUGCCUGGCGGAGGACAUGGGAGAGUUGA